This is a messenger RNA of Scaptodrosophila lebanonensis, 390 nucleotides long. RefSeq lists its product as uncharacterized. The record is from RefSeq and is a predicted model, not a curated record. Lineage: Eukaryota; Metazoa; Arthropoda; Insecta; Diptera; Drosophilidae. The transcript is spliced from 2 exons. The coding region runs from base 40 to 168 and encodes 42 amino acids.
UCGUGUUUCGUUUUUUGUUUUGUUUGUCUGCCUGAAACAAUGGACAACGUCUUUGGUAAUUUCGAGAACAAGUUCAAGCAUGUGAGCAACGCGGAGGGCAAGAAGAUUGCCUUGAAACUGUUCGGUUUCUAUGCCGUGCGCUGGACCCUGCGCAAGAUUAUCAAGUAAUUGGCUCUAAAGGCAAAUUCCCCCUUUUUGUCUAGCCCAGUCCACCAAGUCUGCUCCGUCUUCAAGUCUGCUGCGUCUACAAAGUCCACCACGUCUACCAUGUCUGAUGUACCCUGAUGUACAAUAUCCUCCUACCCGUGCUUGCCGUACUGCAAAUUUUUUUAAAUUCAUGUGCACAUCAAUGUUGAGAAAGUAAAAAGGUUUUCAGUUGGUUACCUCAAA